Messenger RNA from Paramuricea clavata, 4138 nucleotides. Lineage: Eukaryota; Metazoa; Cnidaria; Anthozoa; Malacalcyonacea; Plexauridae. The record is from the annotation of a GenBank genome assembly.
ACGGUUCAACCAGACGUAGUUUGAAGCCCACAUUCGUCUCAUUAGUAGCUGGUUAUUCAGUUGAAAGCGUCAAAUUGCUGGUUUACGCACGUUCUAGCGACGACAUUAGUUCAGCUUUAGUUGAAAUUGAAAGAUUUAUCCAAAACCAUAUCACAUCAAAGAAAGUCGAACACGAGAAACUAUUUGACGUUGUGCUUAAACAUUGGGAUGAAUUGAAAAGUUUAGCAAAGGAUGGUAAUUUAAGAAUAACAUGCGUUAACGAAACGACUGUUUCGAUCGAAGGCUUGUUGAGUAAAGUGCUCGAAGCGAAAGAUAAACUCACAGAAAUGGUGAGUCGACAUACGGACGAAGAACGAAGAUUACAUCAGCUCAGUUACAUCUCACAGAAUGUGCAGUGGUAUUACUCUGAUCACAGCUGUCGCAGCAGAGAGGUGGUUUACAGUGCCCAGUUGAAUGGUACCAUUGAAGUAGCUUGCAUGAAUGGUGAGGCAAUGGUGGAAAUUACGGAAUCGGAUGGUCAACAAUAUAAUGUGGAUUUUGCUCAAAUGGUCGCGAGAAACAAGAGUACUGGUCAAACAAGAAAGUUGUCCAGAAAACUGAUUGGUUCUGCAACAGGUUUGUAAUGUGUCAUACACCAGAAGAAGUAAUUUAAAGGGUGUUUGACAUGGAAAUUACACAAUUCGAAAUACAUUUAUAAUAUAGCAUUUGUAAAUUCUGAACGCUGAUUGGCUAAGAGCCGUGUUGAUAUAACUCAAUGUCAAGACGGGAAAUUUUCCUCCGCUUGUAAACACGGAAAUUUUUCUUAUCCUUCGGGCUUUUGACAUUGCUAUAUUAUAAAAAAAAUAUAAAACAUUUUUUCCAUAUUGAUAUUUAAGAAAUAGAAAACAUUUUCCGUGUUUCUAUAGAGUUAUAGAAACACGAGCACGAAGUGCGAGUGUUUCCACGCAAUUUCGAGUUUCUCCCAAACUUUCACAAGUGUUUCUAUAAACUCUAUAGGAACACGGAAAAAAUGUUUUCUAUUUCCUUUAUUAAAUAGCCUUUUAAAAACAAUAGAAAAGAUAAAUUUAUUGAUAUUAAUUGCUUUCAAUCAAAUAUUAAUUCCACCUUAAUUAAUAUACCUUCGUGUAAAGAAUAAUUAUAAAAGCAUAGCGAAGUAUUAAACAAGUAUAUCGCUGUCAAAACAACAGACAGCACUUAACAGGCUUACUUUACUAAGUAUAUAAUUCACUCAACAACGUACAUGCUUGCAUGCAAAGAAAGCACUGUUUUAAAUAGUUAGUGAACGUUUAAACAUGAUUAAAAACUAUAGUAAACAUGAGUAAAAACGUCGCGAGGAAAUAUUUUUUUUAAUUAAAAUUAAAAUAACUUACCUUGGUAAAUAGUCAAACAGAUACAACGUGUACUGUAAUUAUACUUUGUGCUUUAGAUCUUCGCUUUCUAAGUUAGCAAAGUGUUGCCUUUUUUUUGUAACGGUUCUUCGGUUUUCAACUUUUUCCAAAAUUAAAUAUUGUUUGUAUUUUGUCUUUUAAACUCCCGCGCAAUCCACGCAACCCGCGUGAAAAUUCCUCGUGUUUCUAUCGAGUUAUAGAAACACUGGUUUUUUGAGCUUUUGACCAAUCAGCGCCCGUGUUUUUAAAAGGCCAUUUUAUAAAUUGUAUAUUCAAAACAGAAACCGCAAAAUGGCGGGAAUUAGCGUGGGUCCCGCGCGAGACGUUCCCGCGUAAGAUAUGAUUUCAUAUUUCACUAUAGUGAAAUACGGGAAAUAUCAGUGGCGUAUUUUACGGUAUUUUACUCAUAUCCAUAUAAUAAAACUGUAUAUCAACACGGAAAAUGUUUUAUAUUUGUUAACUAUAAGAUCUUUCAACAUAAUCGCAUAGUACUUUUUAACUUUUUUGCAGUUUAGAGAUAUUCAUGUUAGUUUGAAAUGCAAAUAAUACAAGUUUCGUCGUCACACAGUGUAAUGAGCUAUCGUAAAAUCUCAAUCAUCUGUUUCGGCCAUUUUGGGGGAUGGUAUUACCAAUGGAGUAUUACCAAAGGAGUUAUUACCAAUAAAAGCUUUGAAUCAUUUUAAAAAUAUUACAGAUUAUUUAGGAACUCAUGCCAUGUAACAUAAGAAAGCUGUGUUAUUUACAUGGAAAACCUUAAAGCAUGCCAUGCUAUCUUUUGAAAUAUAUUCCUACCAAAAGUACAAUUACAUGUACAAAAACUUAAUUCGUGUCCAAAAGUACAAAAACUUAAUUCAUGUCAUAUGCCCUUUAACUAAUAGACAUUUUACCGUUGUUUGCUCAGUGACAGACACACGGAUAACUUCAUGAGGUGUACUGUAGGUAAGAAAAAAGGUAAAAAUAAUUCAAUAAUAAGUCACUUUAAACCAAUGGCAUGAAAAUACCGGUAAAAAUUAAUCUGAAACCACCAUUAAACUGGAGAGGUUCAGUAGACGGGAUAGCAGAUGGGGCAAGAAAAUUAACUAAAUCUACUACCUGUACAUUUAUAUACAUUUCUCGUACUGUGAGAACCGUCAGCUGCACGAAAUCCACUUGUGCAACUCAUCAUGGUGGGGUUGAAAUUUUUAUAACUUUUCAGUCGCCUAAUUUGCUAUCAGUGAAUAAGAUCUGGUCGCCAAAUUUAAUACCAGGCCUCCCUAUAUAUAAAUGUGUUAUGAAAUAUUCUCAUUGUAUAAAUAACAUAAAAUGUUGGAAAAUUAUAUGCAAAAGCAGAAUGAAAUAUUGAGAUAUUUUAAGGAUUUACAAUUACUUUAUUUCUUCAGUUUUUUUCUGAAUCGCCACGAGGACUACCGUAUUUGGCAACUUGCCGCCCGCUCGUUUCAACCCCUGCUCAUGGGUUUUUAUUUUAGGAUUAGAGCUGCCUUCCAACUGGACACACCAACCAGUGAAUCAAGUUGUUGAACUUGUGAGACUCACGCCAUCAUCUCCGGAGUAUUCAGAAGUUCGCAGCCAUUUUGUAGCCGGAGGAGGCAGAGCAAACCAGCUUUACUCGGUCGAGAGAAUUCAAAAUCCCCAACUGUACUCCAUGUACUUGGCAUUCAAGAAAUCUAUGGCUAUGCGUGGUCAAGUCAAUGAAAUGCGUUUGUUUCACGGGACUGAUGCUGCGAAUAUUCACUCGAUUAAUACUAAUAAUUUCAGUCGAAGUUUCGCUGGAGCUAACGGUAAGUGUUUUGUUAUACUAGUUUCGAAGGCAGACAUCUCUGAGACAAACCUCUCUCUAAGACGAACAUCUCUCUAAGACAGACAUCUCUCCAAGACAAUCAUCCAGACAUAUUUCUAAGGCAGUCAUCUCUCUAAGACAAACCUUUCUCUGAGACGAACAUCUCUCUAAGACAGACAUCUGUCUAAGACGAACAUCUCUAUAAGACGGUCCAUAAGAUCUUUUCUCAAUGUCUGCAACAUUCGCAGCUCUAAUGUAUGCUGACGAAAUAACAGGAACAUGUGUAGGAGAAAUAGCAACAUUUGCAACAAAAACCUACGCAUAUGUAAUUGCUGACUGACUAAAAUCAAACAAACUCAGCCUUAACAUGACCUAAAAUGAGUACAUGCUUAUUGGAUCAGACCAUAAUCUCGAAACGAUAAAAGACAUACCGCUAUUGUUCCUGGAAAACAAAGCCUUCAAUAUGGUCAAAACAACUAAGUCCUUUCGGGUACACAUUGACGAAAGACUAACUCUGGAGAGUUGGACAGAUCUCUCGGGAGGAGGGAGUGUAGCGCUGGGCGCUGCUCCCGCCACCCCACCCCCCAUAAGACAUACAUAUCUCUAAGAAAGACAUCUCUCUAAUAUACGGACACUACUCUAAGACUACUCUAAUAUACGGAUACUACUCAAAUCUUUUCUAACAGGUACCUCUUACGGGAAUGGUGUCUACUUUGCGCGUGACGCCUCGUACUCGAUCAAAUUCACCAAACCACAACACUUCGGUACACGUCGUAAGAUGUAUAUGGCGAAAGUACUUGUCGGUGAGUACACAAAGGGUGUAUCAGGGAUGAAGGCACCACCAACCAAAAGUGAUCCAAAUAAUCCUGGUCUACGCUAUGAUUCUGUUGUGAACGACAUUCGCAAUCCACGAAUGUACAUUAUAUUCCAAGAUAACCAGUAUUAUCCAGAGUACCUUCUAACAUUACAGUAA